This is a messenger RNA of Drosophila busckii, 2074 nucleotides long. The record is from RefSeq and is a predicted model, not a curated record. The coding region runs from base 233 to 2029 and encodes 598 amino acids. Lineage: Eukaryota; Metazoa; Arthropoda; Insecta; Diptera; Drosophilidae. The transcript has 2 exons.
UUAUUGGCCACUAUUGUUUAUUACUUUAUUUUUAUACGCAUUUAUAUUUUUUAAACGGGAUGAUAGUGUGAGGGAUACCACAAAAUAUACAACGACAUUAAUAUCUAAUACUACACGCGACAGAGUGCUGUGGUCCUCGUCAACUGAAAGGCAACAUAGAUCCAAAAAUGACUUUUGCGUUUUUAGCCAUAACUGCAAAAUUCCAUGCAUCGAUCCUUUCACAGAAGACGUCAUGAGAAUAUUCCAACCUCCCAAAUUUAAGAAAUGUACACAUCAGCGCAACUUAUUCAGAGUACAAUAUAAUAUCGCGGAUCAACAAUAUCGUUUAAGUGUGAAUUAUUCUCUGAUACCUGAGCUAUAUGCGAAUAGUACGGAUGUUUCCUGCUUUUACAGUGAAAUAUUUCGUGAAAAGAACGAUUCGUAUGUCAGUAUACGAAGUCCAAUAUACUUUGUGCAUGAGUGGAUUGUACCACGUCAUAUUAUGGGCGUUAUAGUCGAAUGUCAUCUGCAUAAGAAUAUAUCAAAUGUGAUUCAGCGGGAUGCUUUCUCCUUUGUGCAGUAUCCAGAAUAUCGAAAUGAAGAAAACGAUGCCAAACGGGCACAGAGCCAACCGAGUGUCAUAUUGAUUGGCAUUGACAGCAUGUCUCGAGUUAACUUUCAGCGAACAAUGCCACUGACGGCGAAAUUUGUGCGUCAAACUGGUUGGUAUGAGAUGCUUGGCUACAAUAAAGUUGGAGAUAAUACUCUGCCCAAUUUGCUGGCGCUGCUCACAGGAUCUUCGCUUAGGCAGGUAGCUGACUUUUGUAAUAUAAAAAAAACGGGCUGCCUCGAUGCGCUAACCUACCUCUGGAAUCAUUAUAAGAAUGCUGGCUAUCUGACUGCCUAUGCCGAGGAUAUUUCGGCUAUAAGUACCUUUAACUAUCUGCUGCCAGGCUUUGUACGGCAGCCUGUUGACUACUAUUUGCGUCCAUUUCUUCAAGCCACCGAGCAGACCAUGAAGACGGUUAAGCACUUUGGUUACUCCUACUGUGUGGGCCGCAAGCCCAGUUUUCGCUAUGUCUUCGAUUUUUGUCAGCAGAUGAUACAGAGAUUUAUUACGGAGACGCCAAAACCAUUGUUUGGCCUGUUUUGGACGAAUAGCUUCAGUCAUGACGAUUUUAGCGGACCUGCAAGUGUCGACAAGCAUUUUGUAAAGUAUCUCAAUGACUUUAAGCAGCUGGGCUUGUUUGAAAAGGCUAUUGUUAUACUGUUCAGUGAUCAUGGACAGCGUCAAGGGCAGUUAAUGGAGUUUCCCACCAGUUUUCUGGAGGAACGUCUACCAAUGCUCUACAUACACCUCCCCGCCUGGUUUCACCAGAAAUAUCCAAAAGCUUCCAAGGCACUGGAAAAAAAUCAACGUCGGUUGUGCUCUACUUUUGAUCUUCACUUGACACUUAAAGAUGUCCUAUUAACAUCUAAUCCUAGAUUAACGUUUCCCAGUGCUUCGCCGUGUAUGGGCACUUCAUCCUUAUUUUAUGAACUGCCAAAGGAACGACGCUGCGGUGAGGCGUGCAUAGCAGAGCAUUGGUGCACCUGUGAGUCCUAUGUGCAGGUAUCAGUGGAGGGAUUGGAGCAUUUGGGCAGUAUCAUAGUGUACCGCAUCAAUCAGGUGCUCUCCAAAAGCAAUGUGAAGGGUCUUUGUCAUCGCUUAAAGCUGGGAAAGGUCUUGAGAAUUGAGCAUAAGCAACACUUUGACGAAUCUGGCAACAAAAUUCAGUCCUCGACUGACACUUUUCGUUUAAAGUUCACUACGUUGCCAAAUGGAGGUUUGUUCCGUGCCACAAUUGAGUGUGACCAGUCGGAAACUGUGGUAGACAUACAGGAGGAUUUUAUAACACGUCUUAAUUCUUAUGGCAACGAAUCGUAUUGUGUAAGUGAAAAUGCGCUCAAGAGAUUCUGUGUCUGUCUUAAUUCGCAAGUGAAAUACGAUGAUGUUAUGUAUGUUGCAGAUGAUCUUGACUCCAUGAGCAACACUUUAGACACACUCUGAACAUUCAUGCUAACUGCCGAGCAAUAAUUGUCAGCCAAGUUAUAA